AUGAGGAUUACAGUGAGUAGUGACACUUCACUUCAAGGGGCUUUGAAGUUUACGGGGUUGAUGAUUUCCACCACAUCCGCAUUCGACUUGCCUAUUUGGUCUGUACAGAAGACAAAUGGAUCUUGGAGAGUUACAGUGGAUUAUCAUAGCCUGAACCAGGUGGUAACUCCAAUUGCAGCAGCUAUGACAGAUGUGGUUUAAUUGUUUGAGCAAAUUAACACACCCCCUGAUACCUGGUAUGUAGCUAUCGAGCUGGCAAGUGCCUUUUUUUCCAUCCCUGUCAAUAAGGUCCAUCAGAAACAGUUUGUUUUUAGGUGGCAAGGCCAACAAAACACCUUUACUGUCCUAUUUCAUUUAUACAUCAGCUCUUGUGCCGUAUGUCAUAAUUUAGUUUGCACAGAUCUUUAUCACUUUGCCUUUGCAUAAGUUAUCACAUGGGUCCAUUCCAUUGAUGAUAUUAUACUUACUGGACCUAGUGAGCAAGUAGUAACUACUCUAGACUUACUGGAACAUUUGAGAGCCAGAUGGUAGGAAAUAAAUGCAAGAAAAAUUAAGGGGACUUCUGCCUCAGUGAAAUUUCUGGGGGUCCAAAGGUAUGGGGCAUGCUGAAAUAUCCCUUCUAAGGUAAAGGGUAAAUUGUUGUAUCUGGCUCCUCCUACAACUAAAAAAGAGGUGCAAAGCCUCUUGGGCAUCUGAUUUUAUAUAGAGCAUAUUCUUCAUUUGGAUGUGUUACUCCAGUACAUUUACUGAGUGAUUCAAAAAGCUGCUAGUUUUGAUUAGAGCUCAGAAUCGGACAAGGCUCUGAAACAAGUCCAGGAUUCUGUACAAAUUGCUGUGCCACUUGUGCCAUAUGAUCUAGCAGAGCCAGUGGUGCUUAACGUGUCAGUGGCAGAUAAGGAUACUAUUUGGAGCCUUCGGUAGGGCCCUUUCAGUGAAUCACAGCACAGGUUCACAGGAUUUGGGAGCAAAGCCCUGAAAUCAUCCUCAGAUAACUAUUCUCCAUUUGCAAGGCCUUUAGGCUGCUACUGGGCCUUGGUUGAGACUAGACAUUUCACCAUUGACCAGUAAGUUACUAUGUGGCCUGAGCUACCCACUCAUGAAUAAAGUCAUGGUGGCAGGGAUGGAGGUCAAGCAUGGGCUCAGCAAUAUGGACUUCCACUCAUCAAGGGCAUGGCUAUGAUCGUCCCUGAAUGCCCACUCUGCCAGCAGCAGAGACCAACACUGAGUCCCCAGAAAGGCACCAUUUCCUAGUGUGAUCAGUCAGCUACCUUAUGAUAGGUUCAUUAUGUUGGACUGCUUCCACCGUGGAAGUGGCAGGGUUUUCUUACUGGAAUAGAGACUUACUGUGGAUAUGGACUUGCAUUCUCUGAAUGCAAUGCUUCUGCCAGAACUGACAUUCAUGGACUUACAGAAUGCAUUAUUCAUUGUCAUGGUAUUCCACCUAGGAUUGCUCCUACACAGCAAAAGAGGUGUGGUAGUUGGCUUUUCUCUGGAAUUCACUGGUCUUACCAUGUUCCUCACUGUCCUGAAGCAGCUGGCUUGAUAGAACAGUGGAAAAGUCUUUUGAAGACUUAUUACAACACCAGGUAGAUGCAAUACCUUGCAAGGCUGGGCAGUGUUCUCCAGAAAGGUUUGUGUAUUCUGAAUUAGCAACAAGUAUAUGGUACUGUUUCUUCCAUAGCCAGGAUUAACGGUUCACUAGAAAAAUUUUUACUCUCUAUUCCUGUGAACAUAUGCUUUCCUGCUCUAAAGAUUCCAGAGCGAAGAAUAAUUCCACCAGGAGAUAUAACAGUGACUCCACUAAACUGGAAGUUAGGACUGCUGCCCAGCUGCUUUGGACUUCUCAUUCUGAAUUAACAGGCAAAGAAGAGAGUUGCUUUGCUGACUAGGGUGAUUUAUCCUGACUACCAAGGAGAAAUUGGACUACUACUCCGCAAUAGAUACUGUGAGGAACAGUAUGACUGGAGUACAGGAGAUCCCUUAGGCUGUCUCAGUAUUACCUUGCCAUGGGAACAAGGUCAGUAGAAAUUACAACCCAGUACCUGUGGGAAUACCAUUGACUCAGACUUGUCAAGAAUGAAGGUUUGGGUCACCUCACCAGGAAAACCAUGAACAGCUGAGGUGCUUUCUGAAGGCAAAGGGAAUAUGGAAUGUGUACUGGAAGAAUGUUAA
Messenger RNA from Canis lupus familiaris (dog), 2172 nucleotides. RefSeq lists its product as uncharacterized. NCBI's taxonomy places the organism in Eukaryota, Metazoa, Chordata, Mammalia, Carnivora, Canidae. The record is from RefSeq and is a predicted model, not a curated record.